Molecule: messenger RNA, 789 nt
Organism: Drepanopeziza brunnea f. sp. 'multigermtubi' MB_m1
Lineage: Eukaryota; Fungi; Ascomycota; Leotiomycetes; Helotiales; Drepanopezizaceae
Product: 40S ribosomal protein eS4
Biological process (GO): translation
Cellular component (GO): cytosolic small ribosomal subunit; ribosome
Molecular function (GO): RNA binding; structural constituent of ribosome
Source: RefSeq, a predicted model, not a curated record
AUGGGUAAAGGACUCAAGAAGCACCAAAAGCGCCUCAGUGCGCCAUCACAUUGGCUUCUCGACAAGCUCUCCGGUGCCUACGCUCCACGAGCAUCCCCAGGUCCUCACAAGCUCCGCGACUGCAUGCCCCUGAUUGUCUUCAUCCGCAACCGUCUAAAGUAUGCGCUCAACGCCCGCGAGACAAAAGCCAUCGUCAUGCAGCGCUUGAUCAAGGUUGAUGGCAAGGUCCGAACCGACGCCACCUACCCAGCAGGCUUCAUGGAUGUCAUCUCCAUCGAGAAGACCGGCGAGCACUUCCGACUUGUCUACGACACCAAGGGCCGCUUCACCGUGCACCGCAUCCAAACAGAGGAGGCUGAGUACAAGCUCGGAAAGGUCAAGAGAGUCCAGCUGGGCAAGGGCGGAAUCCCAUACCUGGUCACCCACGACGCUAGAACUAUCCGUUACCCUGAUCCAGCCAUCAAGGUUAACGACACCGUCAAGAUUGAUUUGGCCACUGGCAAGAUCACCGAUUUCAUCAAGUUCGACACUGGUGUCAUUGCUAUGGCCACCGGAGGUCGUAACAUGGGUCGUGUUGGUGUCAUCACUCACCGCGAGCGCCACGAUGGAGGAUUCAACAUUGUGCACAUCAAGGAUGCCAUAGACAACUCUUUCGCUACCCGUGAGAACAACGUCUUCGUCAUUGGAUCUGAGAAGCCAUGGAUCUCCCUGCCCAAGGGCAAGGGUGUCAAGCUUUCCAUUGCCGAGGAGAGAGACCGCCGACGCGCCCACGCCAUUGCCUCAAGCUAG